Molecule: messenger RNA, 472 nt
Organism: Ostrinia furnacalis (Asian corn borer)
Lineage: Eukaryota; Metazoa; Arthropoda; Insecta; Lepidoptera; Crambidae
Gene: Tim9a
Product: translocase of inner membrane 9
Exons: 3
Coding region: 159-434 (91 amino acids)
Source: RefSeq, a predicted model, not a curated record
UUUUUUUACCUGGAAACACUGAAUUUGAAACAUAACCUCAAAUUUUGAAAUUUGAAUGUAAAUGGGGGAGGAUUUUCUAGCAAAUAUUAUUUAAAUUGAUCCAUAAAAUACUGGAUCGCUGUUGUUUUAUUCCACAAAAAUAAUAUAAACUUUUUAAAAUGAAUGCCUCUCAGGAAAUGAGUGAAGCCGACCAAAUCAAAACUUUCAAAGACUUCCUGGUACAAUACAACAAGCUGUCAGAGAUGUGUUUCAACGACUGCGUACAUGAUUUUACCUCAAGGACUCUACGGCCUUCAGAAGACAAGUGCACCCUAAACUGUAUGGAGAAGUAUCUCAGAAUGAACCAGCGAGUGUCACAAAGAUUCCACGAAUUCCAGAUGAUCGCCAAUGAAAACAUGCUUGCUUUAGCACAAAAAUCUGGCAACCCCAGCUAAGUGUAGUUAUUUUACAUAAUACAAGUUGUAUUUAUUUA